Molecule: messenger RNA, 1681 nt
Organism: Ceratosolen solmsi marchali
Lineage: Eukaryota; Metazoa; Arthropoda; Insecta; Hymenoptera; Agaonidae
Gene: CSN4
Product: COP9 signalosome subunit 4
Exons: 7
Coding region: 309-1535 (408 amino acids)
Cellular component (GO): cytosol; COP9 signalosome
Source: RefSeq, a predicted model, not a curated record
ACUCCGUAGCAUUACGUUGCGCAGCACUGUUACGUUGCCGCCCGCAACCUGCUCUCCUCCUUAUUCCUAAUGCACGCAUUUUCCAGCCUAAUCGUCGAAUGUCGUCUUUUUCAUGAAAUAGACAGCCUAACCAAGAAAAGCCGUUGGUCAAGGGGUCGCAGUUCGCAUUGCAGUGCGCGCGGCGCGGCUUCGAAAAUUACCUUGGACGUUUGAAGCAUUAGAGGAAUCCGUCAUCCAUAUUAGAGGAAGCGGUUUGUGCAUUUUGCACCAGUGGCUGACUGCUUUUUUGACAUAAGAUUGUCGUUACCAUGGCCUCGGCGAUGCGUCAACAGCUCGCAAAUCUUUCUCACUCGGGCGGCUCGCACAAGGAUCAGGCGGAAAAAUACAAAUCCUUUUUGGACGCGAUAAUUACGUCGUCCGGCGAAGAGCUCGCCGAUACUUUGAAAGUAUUUAUCGAAGCAAUUGUCAAUGAGAAUGUUAGUUUGGUUAUAUCUAGGCAAGUGUUGACAGACGUUAGUAAUAGACUACAGUCAUUACCCGAUGAAAUUUCUAAAGCUGUGUCCCACUAUACGCUGGAUAAGGUGCAGCCUAGGGUAAUUUCAUUCGAAGAACAGGUUGCGAAUAUAAGGCAGCACUUAGCCGAUAUAUACGAGCGUAAUCAGAAUUGGCGCGAAGCUGCCAAUGUUCUUGUUGGUAUACCCUUAGAAACUGGGCAAAAGCAAUAUACGGUGGAUUAUAAACUUGAAACGUACCUUAAAAUAGCUAGACUUUACUUAGAGGAUGACGAUCCUAUUCAAGCCGAGGCAUUUAUUAAUAGAGCUUCCUUAUUGCAGGCCGAAUCCAAGAACGAACAUUUGCAAAUUUAUUAUAAAGUCUGUUAUGCACGGGUACUGGAUUAUAGAAGAAAAUUUAUCGAAGCGGCUCAGAGAUACAAUGAAUUAUCGUAUAGGUCAAUUAUUCACGAGGAUGAACGUAUGACCGCUCUCAGAAAUGCUCUUAUUUGUACAGUACUUGCUUCGGCUGGACAGCAAAGGAGUCGUAUGUUAGCAACGUUGUUCAAAGACGAACGAUGCCAACAACUUCCAGCCUAUUCAAUUUUAGAGAAAAUGUAUUUAGAUCGUAUUAUUCGGCGUUCCGAACUUGAAGAAUUCGAGGCACUUUUGCAGCCUCAUCAAAAAGCAUGCACAACCGACGGGCUUGGUUCAACGAUUCUUGAUCGAGCAGUGAUCGAACACAAUUUAUUAUCUGCUAGUAAAUUGUAUAAUAAUAUCACUUUUGAAGAAUUGGGUUCGCUGCUAGAGAUUCCACCAGGGAAAGCUGAAAAAAUUGCGAGUCAAAUGAUAACCGAAGGAAGGAUGAAUGGUUACAUUGAUCAAAUCGAUUCCAUUGUUCACUUUGAAACACGAGAAAGCUUACCUACAUGGGAUAAACAAAUCCAAUCUCUUUGUUACCAAGUGAAUCAAAUUAUUGAGAAAAUUGCUCAAACCGAACCCGAAUGGAUAGCAAAAGCUAUGGAAGAUCAAAUGGUACAUUGAGUAUCUAAGGAACUAAGCUUUUGAUUAAUUCAUAAUUGUUCGACAAGCCUAUAUUUAAUAAUAAUCCAAGUGCAGUACAUACCACCAGUGCCACUUAGUAUUUAAAACGAAUUUAUAAUGUGAAUACAAUAUUAGUAUCAUUAUUU